UGUGGUCUGAAAGCAUUCGAUUCAUCAACAACAGAGAUCAAGCGACAAAUCGGGCGUGUGUCGUGACUGUCGCUAUGGUCGUGUGGCUGUUUGCCGUCCUCCUGGUGCCCUGGGCGGCUGUCGAUGGGUUUGUGCGGCCACCACUCACACCGCUGCAGCCGCAGAUGCAGCCCACAUCACGGCUGGAUGGCUUCCACCGCAUCAGCCGACUCAGAGGACGUCAGCCAACACCGACACACAUACAGAUCUCACGCUGCAGUGAACGUCACUCUGACUGUGUGUGUGUGUGUGUGUCUGUGUGUGUGUCUGUGUCUGUGUCUGUGUCUGUGUCUGUGUCUGUGUAUCUGUGUAGGGCGGUGUGUUGCCGCCAUGAGUGGAGAACCGGUUGGGCUGUUGGAUGGUCAGUUCGUCCAUGGGGAUGGCAAAGGCGGUUAUGAGUUGGUGGUCAAUGGUCAGCGGUUGGCCAUCAAGCCGUCGUUCCACUCGCACAUCAAGUUCUGCAUCGAACCCGACAAGUGAGCGACCUGAAGACCCAGACACAGACAGGUGUGCUUCCACCCUCGACUUGGUGCUGGUGGUCAGGUCAUCUGUCGGCACCGAUAAAGGCCAAGAGAAUAAGGAAGGCGAUCAGCUACCAGCACCCGCACCAACCCCAGCAGCGAGACCAGCGGCAGAUGAAGGGACGGCGGACAGCAAAGACAACGACACGACUGACGAUGGCUUCGUCCAGCACCUUUCUGGCGCACUUCACAAGGUGGUGCGGCAGGGCAGUGGCAGAGUGCCGACGGCCAACGACACCGUCAAGUUCGACGAGAUUGGGUGGUUUGAUGACUUUCACGGCCAGGAGAAAGCCUUCGAUGACCGUGGGUUCGAGUGGCGUGUGUCUGAUCUGGCUGACUGGUGGCGUGAGGCGAUACUGUCGAUGCGCGAGGGGGAGGUGAGGCAGAUCAUACGGCCAGCCAGAUAUUCUGUCCGCUACCUUCAGCUGCGGUUGAUCGGCAUUAUAAACGACGCGUGAGUAACACUGUCACACAGGCACAUUUGCUUUCAUCCCGACUUGGUGCUGGUGGUCAGGUCGGCUGUCGGCACCGAUAAAGGCCAAGAGAAUAAGGAAGGCGAUCAGCCACCACCACCCUCACCGACCCCAGCAGCGGGACCAGCAGCAGAUGAAGGGGCGGCGGACAGCAGCGACAACACGGCCGACGAUGGCUCCGUCCAGCGCCCGUCUGGUGCACCUCACAAGGUGGUUCAGCAGGACAGCGGCAGAGUGCCCACAGCCGACCAGGCCGUCAGUGUGGGUGUGACCAAUGGCAAUGACGCCACACUGCGGCGUCAGGAGGUCUCAUCGCCAACCACAGCAAGUGGCCAGGGCGGCGGCGAUGUGUUUGCUCAGUCGUCGUUGGGUGUGUUUUAUCAAGUGGUGCGGCAGGGCAGUGGACCCAAACCGACACGUAAGCAACGAGUCAAGAUCGACUACAUCGAGUGGACUGAUGACUUCGACGGACAAGACAAGAGAUGGGACAGGCGUGGGUGGGAGUACCCUGUGUAUGCUGAGCGUAAUGAGUGCAUCCAUGAGGCCCUCACUGACAUGCGUGUGGGUGAGGUGCGGCGUAUUGUGGUGCCGGCCGGGCUCAGCAUCACUGGGAAGGAAGGCUUCGUCGAGAUGCGGCUAUUGGACAUCUGGUGAGUCGAGCUCAUCCACACACGUGUGACGAUUGGUGUGCGCCACGUCAUUCACUUCGUGUGUGAGUGGUGCUCCUCCUCUCCCCUUCAAUGUUCCCUUUGCCAGGACUCCUGUGGGCUUCAGACAGAUGCCGUCUGGCGUCUACUUUCAGGUGGUGCAGCCGGGCAGUGGGCCAAAACCGACAGGUGACCAACGCGUCAAGUAUGACUUCAUCCAAUGGGCUGACGACUUCGAUGGAGAUCCAGUACACGAGAAGCGUGGGGAGGUGGAUUGCCCGUCCGACUGUGAUGAGUGGGAGGAGGAGAUGUGGACUGACAUGCGUGUGGGUGAGGUGCGGCGUAUUGUGACGCCGGCCGGGCUGAUCAACAAAUGGACGGAGGAUUUCAUCGAGUUGCGGCUUUUGGACAUCCUGUGAGUCGGGGUACAUUCACACAUGUGUGAGGAUUGGUGUGCGUCAUGGCAUUCACUUCGUGUGUGUGUGGGUGUUGCUCUUCCAGUCCUCUUCGGUAUUUCUUUGCCAGGACUCCUAUUGGCCCCGAGCGGCCACCAUCACCACCAGCAGCAGCAGCUACGACGGCGUCUAAUAACGACAGCAGCCAUGAAGGAUUCACUCUGUAUCCCUCUGGAACCUAUCAUCAAGUGGUCAAAGAGGGCAGUGGGCCCAAACCGACGCAUGACCAGUGGGUCAAGUACGACGUCAUCGGGUGGCACGACGACUUCGACUUGCAAGAGAAGGAAUUUGAGGAAGGUCGGUGGGAGUUGCGUGUGUCUGAGUGCACUGAGUGGGUCCAGGAGGUCGUCACUGACAUGCGUGUGGGCGAGGUGCGUCGGGUCGUCGUGCCGGCCAGACUGAGUGUCACUGGCAAGGAGAGAUAUAUCGAGUACAGGCUGGUGGACAUCAUGUGAGUCGGUACACAUUCACACACGUGUGCGGACGUUGAUGUGACUCGCGGCAUUCACUUCGACUGUGCGUGGUGCUCUUUGCUUUUUUGCCAGGAAUUCUGUCGGCCCCGACUGGCGACCACCACCACCAGCAGCAGCUCCGACGGCACCUAAGAAUGACAGUAGCCAUGAAGGGGCGGCGGACAGCAAGGGCGACGACACGACUGACGAUGGCUUCGUCCAGCGCCCGUCUGGCGCACUUCAUAAGGUGGUGCGACAGGGUAGUGGCAGAGUGCCCACACUCCACGAGCGCGUCAGGUAUGACGAGAUUGGGUGGCGUGAUGGAUUCGACGGCCAGGAGAAAGCCUUCGAUGACCGUGGGUUGGAGUGGCGUGUGUCUGGUGGGCCGAUGAGUGAGUGAGGCGAUACUCUCGAUGCGCGAGGGCGAACUUAGGCGCCUCAUUACGCGAGAUGGGAAGUACAUCGAGCUGCGGCUGAUCGGCAUUAUCGACGAGGA
Messenger RNA from Vitrella brassicaformis, 3083 nucleotides. NCBI's taxonomy places the organism in Eukaryota, Vitrellaceae. The record is from the annotation of a GenBank genome assembly.